GUCCCGGCAAAGCAACCUCUGCGAGGCCGAGCUGGAGCUCUCGAAGCCACCCGGCCGUCUCAGGCUCCAGUUUGGUACUGCUGGGCCAGCGCAGGUCCUGCAGCAGCUGUGGCAGCAAUCGUCUCAAGGUGUUUCACCACCUCUGCCGGGUAUGGACGUGCUGAUAGAAGAGCUCAAGCUCACCAAAGGAUCGCCGCCUUGUCCGACUCGAUCUGUUUUCACGGCUGUGCUGCCUGAUGGGUUGACCAUCUCGAAGGUGCGACAAAUCUUCAGCACCAACGGCCGAGAGAAUCCGAUCAUGAGGUUGCAUGACAGAAUGGGCGCCCAGAACAUGGUCGAACGUGACUGGGAGCCGCUGGCAGGAGGACUGGUGAAGUGCCUGCAUUUUGUGCAGCCACUGAAGCCCCAACCAAUGGCGCCGGAGAAGACCCGAGUGUCCUUGGUUUACUUCCUCUGUCCCAGUGCAGAGGGGUCAAAGGUCAUCCUCCAAAAGGUGACCAGAGCUCUUGACAUUCCGUAUGCGAAUUCUUUCCGUGUGCACCACGAGCACACCUUCGUGGAGGCCCCCAGCGACAAGGGACCACAAGUCUCGGUCGACAUGGGCCUUGGCAUCAACUGGGUCGACAGGUGUUUUGUAAAGCAGAUCAUCGAGAGCAGCACACGCCGAGAGACAUUGGAAAGCAUGCAGGACUUCAUGGACUGCAUAAGUGAGACGAUGCCUGCAUAG
This is a messenger RNA of Symbiodinium necroappetens, 727 nucleotides long. NCBI's taxonomy places the organism in Eukaryota, Dinophyceae, Suessiales, Symbiodiniaceae. The record is from the annotation of a GenBank genome assembly.